CAGUCAUGAGGCAGAGUCUUUAAUAAUUCUCGUCUCUAGUUGUUUGUGUAGGGUAUCGGAAAAGAUCUUGUGGUUAAGCGUGUUUUGGUUCGGGUGUUUUUGUGUUUAUAUUUUUAAAUUUGUUUAUGAAUAAAACAGCAAAGCCAGGGAUUAUUGAGAGUUAAACUAAGAUACUGAAAUGUCACAGGAUUAGAUAAGAUUUUGGUCCCCGAAAGCUUCCUGAAAUCUUCGAAUCAAUAUGAACUCUAGCCUGAAAAAUCAACAUAUCAAAAUUUCUGGAAUAAAUCUCCAUUACCCAUGGGAAAAUGGCAGAUUCUUCAACAAUGCGCCAUGAAAAAUGCAACGUCGCCGGUGUAACAAUUGAAAUUGUUUUAUAGAGGGUGUUGUUAUCACUAUGAAACGUUUUCUGUCAAGUUUUAUAGUGUGCUUGUUAGUGUUGUUUGGGGUGACUGGUGAGUUGUGGACUAAGAAAGAAGAUAGAUUCUAUGAUUUUGCAAAUUUUCCAAAAUCUCGUCAAGGAAGAAGCUACGUGGCCAGGGGGAAAAACUACGGAUCAGCAAACUCACUGACCAGAUUUUCUGAGCAAGAUGGUAUGUUCAUCACGCAGAAUUUUUCAACUGUCAUUGCUCAGAUGGGAGGCACGGCAAAGUUGCCUUGUAUCAUCAGGAAAUUCAACAAUAUAGUGGUUUCCUGGAUAAGAAAAAACGAUUCGCCUCCCACGAUCCUUACAGUCGGUCUAGGAACCUACAUUGCCGACGAGAGGUUUUUAGUCGAGCAUGCCCGCCAUUUGCAAAAUUGGGGUUUGGUCAUCAAGCAUGUCCAGAUAUCGGAUGCAGGGUUGUAUGAAUGUCAAGUUUCAACUCACCCUACAACAAGUAUCUUCAUAGAGCUCAAAGUUACAGAGGCUGUGGCUGAAAUCAGUGGGGCUCCCGACCUGCACAUCAGAGCCGGAUCUAGGCUUCGCAUAGUUUGUCGAUUAAGGCACAGCACGGAGCCUCCAUCCUACGUGUUCUGGUAUCACGAUCACAGAAUGAUCAAUCACGAUGUUGGAGUAGUGGUCACCGCGGACAGAUCGACCAGUAUUCUACUUGUAGAAGAUGUAGACCCUACUUUCAGCGGAAACUACACUUGUUAUCCUUCAAAUGCUACACCAGCAUAUGUGAACGUUCACGUUCUGAACUCUACAGAAGAAGAGAACCCGGCAGCCAUGAUGCACAACAAUACCAAUCAUCAUGUUGCAUGUUAUUUUCUGCUCUUAGUUUUCCUGUUUUUGCAUGUAUUAUGUUUUGCCAGCUAAAAAAACAUUAUUGGAGUGUAUAGUUUUAAACUUAAGACUAAUAUUUUUGAAGUUGCUUUUCGUACAAGUAAGUUGUUUUAAAAUUAUUAUUUUUUUUGUUAUGUUUUUUUGUCCUUA
Molecule: messenger RNA, 1414 nt
Organism: Sitophilus oryzae (rice weevil)
Lineage: Eukaryota; Metazoa; Arthropoda; Insecta; Coleoptera; Curculionidae
Product: protein amalgam-like
Exons: 7
Coding region: 395-1297 (300 amino acids)
Biological process (GO): synapse organization
Cellular component (GO): neuron projection membrane
Source: RefSeq, a predicted model, not a curated record